Molecule: messenger RNA, 654 nt
Organism: Acaulospora morrowiae
Lineage: Eukaryota; Fungi; Glomeromycota; Glomeromycetes; Diversisporales; Acaulosporaceae
Source: the annotation of a GenBank genome assembly
AUGUCCGUGGCAAAAUUCCGGAUUAAGCCUACAGCUCAGGGUAAUCUCACAAACAAUAAACAUAUGGAACGCGAAACAAGACAUCAGCACCGCCAUCUAUACAAUAAGCACGAGUUACCUGAUUUAUGUUGGGCAUUGCGGUUAGGGAAAAGUGUGAACGAUUUGUUUCCGACGUUGAACAUCUUUGACAAAAAUACUUCAUCACACACGGGGGAACAAAGGGUUGAUGGCUGGCUGGCUGAACACGUGAAAAAUUUGCCUGUGAUUAAAUUGCUACACGUGAUACUCGAGGAGACACCCAUCACCAUCCUCGAUGCGUUACCAUAUCUACUUGGAGCGAGGAAUUCGAUUUUGGAGAACACGGAUCGUAUCCGAAGCGGCGCAAGCUUCUCUUCAUUCAACUGGAUCGGCGAAAAGCAAGAAUCAAAGGGAUACGCGGAAUUCGUGGCUGAGAAUGAAGAUCCGAUAGACGCACUCUUCUGGGCAUUACCCGCAUAUAAACCCCAUGUUCCAAGAUUAUGUGCUCAGAGAGACACACGCCAAGUGUUUGCCAAACCUAGUCGCUUCGCCGUGUUUCAGUAUCAAAUUCCGGUUCACGUCCAUCCCAUAAUUCCUCGGACGAUCGACAUACGGAUGAUAAUCGGAUUUCCAUAA